UUUCAAUUUUAUAGAAUAUUAUUUCAUAGUAUCAAAUAAUGAGUGGAAAGAAGUCACAAGUAAUGAGCAAUCUCAAGGCAAUUAGCAGGAGGAAUUGCCUGUCACCACAAAAAAUGUUCAAACAGAUAGAGCUAGAUCUCUCAGAGCAUGACACUUAUAUCCAAGAUUUAUCCUCAGGGCACUAAAAACAUUGACCAGGAAUGAAACUACCUCUAGUAUUGGCACAAAGCUUAUUGGAGAUGAAAGAGAAGAAGUCUGCCUAGCGAAUAAUACACAUGGGUUGAACACCAGGUUUGGAUCCAAAAAUGUCUCCCCUUUGCAUGCUCUUAGAGAUCAAGCAAAUCUUAAGCUGCGACCUUUUAAUGUCAGAACUUGUCAAGAUGAUGAGAGUUUGAGCAUGAGCAAUUUCAGAAUUAAUGAUUCAUGACAUGAAAUACCCUUCUUUGGGGAACAAUCUGGGAAUAACUUCAAAUAUGAGCUCCAUAUAGCAUGUUUUGAAGGAGAUUCAGAAAUAGUUAACAGAAUUCUCACGAAACCCAACUCUGUUAUAAAUUUAAACCUUAAAAACAAGCUUGGAUUAACCGCGCUCGAUAGAGCGAUAGAAGGUAAGAGAGAAGAAAUCAUAAAAAUCCUGCUGAAUGAUGUCCGCUGCAACGUAAACACUGGUGGUGGAGAGAAACGAUCAGCACUAAAUUUUGCAGUGCAUAUCCUAAGCCCAUCAGCUACUAAGAGCAUCCUAAAUUCUUCCAAAUUUAUUGACUUUAACAUUGUUGAUGAUAAAGGGAAUAAUGUGUUUCAUAUUUUGUUUGAUAAAUAUUGAGAUGAAAACUCUCAAAAAUGCACUCAAGUGUUGGAAAUGCUAUUCAAGAGUAUCUCACCAAGUCACCAGUACUUAUUCACGCAGUACAACCAAAACAUGCUGUCACCACUGCAUUGAGCAGUGAGAUCAAGGAACAAACUUGCAGUGGCUCAAUUCUUGACUUUAAUAAAGCAGAAUAAUUACUUUAGCGAGAAGAUCACAUCGAUUCCGGUUGGGUUUGAUGAGUAUCCCUUGAUCCACUUCUUCGGAAUCACCUUGAAGUCCUACGAGUCAGAGUAUAUCCUCCGAAAACAUCCUGAAAUAAACAUUAUGGCUAGAGAUAACAGAGGAAUUCCAGCUAUCCUUUUCGAAUAUUUCUGAAAUAACAACAUUGACAAUCAUAAAAGAUGGUUUUUAUUUAAGCAUCUCAAACGGAUUUAUUCUGCUAAAUUCCUCAAACCACAGCGGAGUUACAAGAGAAUUGUCCACUUAGAAAGAGAGUUUACCAGAGUCACUAGAAUGGCUCAUAAGCAGUCCGAAUACCACACAUACACUAAGGUUUUGACUCAAAAAUAUCCCCUUGUGAGGAACAGAGUCUCUCAUUUUAAGAAAACUAGGAAGCACUUCAAAUAAAAUGCUUCAAAAAGAAAUCGAAAAUGACUAUAUUGAGGAAAUCUGUGUAGAAUUUUCUGAAGAAAAGACUCAACCCCUCGAAACCUUCACCUCAAACAUCCGAACAAAAUAUAAGAAGAAAUGUGAGAAAUAUACCAGAAAGUUUCACCCAAAGGAGUCCUUUUCAGAUACUGAAGAUGAGCACUUUAGUAGCACAAAGACAGCAGCUGGGUUUGGAAGCCUGAAUAAUUUUCUUAAUAACAUGAUGAUCAAUCCGAAAAAUAAGAUCGAAAUUGAUAUGUCCCAAGACUUGCUUGUUAAGACAGAGAAUAUAUCCAUCAACCCCGAGGAGCACAGGAACUCAAAGGAUUAUGACAAGGAGAUGACCUGUUUCUCUAAGUUAGUCCCUAAAAUAAUAAAUUCAAAACAAUCGCUAAGAUUGAACUCCCUCAAUACACAAUUCAGGGAUCACCAAGGAAGUCAUAGAGUGAUGGCUGAAAAGAACCUUCUUGAUCCUUCAGUUGUUGAUUGGUUUAAAGAAAACCUCAUCAGAAGGACUCCAGAUAAAAAUGCCCUUCAAAAAUUACCAAGUUUCUGAAUAGCUGAUAAAAUUAGUCCAAAUAUUGAAGAAAUAUGGGGAAAGCUGUAUAAAAUCCUUGAAACCCACAGAGAUUAUUACAUUCAGGUCCCCAUAUGGGAGACUCUGAUUGGCAUCCUCAUAGUCUGUCUUCUCAGCAACAAGAGGCUUGCUAAUUUAGAGAAAAUUAUAAAAGCCCUAAAAUGUGACCAGCCAGAAGUUGCAGAUUCUGUAACAGAAAACUCAAAAUGGCUGAUCUCCCAACUCGAAUUGGUCUUAGGUUAUCAUAAUGCUAGGGCUAAACUUAGAACCCGUAAGGUGAAAAGUCGUAAUGAAUGCAACAUUAGGAGAAAUACUUGAGUCAUUAAGAACCAACUUCCUAAAUCAAUUUUUACCUGAAGGAGACCCUACAACAGAAGGAAUAACAUCUUUAAGAUACAUUCAGCACUAGAUAUGUAUGAAAAUAAAUCGUUUCAGAUGCCGAUGCAGAAGUACAGAAACAAGAUCAUCAGAGAGAGGUCAACAAUUGGCCCUAAAGACAAAAUUGAAUGAAAGACACUGAGCCAAGUGAAAGAGAUGAGCCAGCAAGCUAAAUCAGCCAGGUUGAUAAAACCCAGGCAGAAGCACAUUCCAGAUAGUUUCUUAUUCAAUAACGGAGUUGGGUUCAAUGUCCCUAACCUUGGAAUAAGGCGCAGAAAUACUAACAAAACCCUGAUGCAGAGGAACAGCUACCAAGCUGGUAACCAUCUGUACUAAGCAUUGAGAAAACU
Messenger RNA from Moneuplotes crassus, 2758 nucleotides. Lineage: Eukaryota; Ciliophora; Spirotrichea; Euplotida; Euplotidae. The record is from the annotation of a GenBank genome assembly.